Messenger RNA from Solenopsis invicta (red fire ant), 6691 nucleotides. RefSeq names its product NAD-dependent protein deacetylase sirtuin-1 (gene Sirt1). Gene Ontology annotation, molecular function: NAD+ binding. Bases 39 to 2537 code for a protein of 832 amino acids. The record is from RefSeq and is a predicted model, not a curated record. NCBI's taxonomy places the organism in Eukaryota, Metazoa, Arthropoda, Insecta, Hymenoptera, Formicidae. The transcript has 10 exons.
CGAAGUGCAUCGCACUAUGCGUUGCAUUGCUGUCGAAAAUGGCGUCGAGCUCGGAGCUGCUGGAAUAUUCGUCCCCGGUGAAGCGUCGUAAGGUUGACGUCGGCGACAGCCACGGGAGCAUCGGCGCGACGCUGGCGGAUCCGCAGCCCAUCGAGAGACCGCGCGACAGCCCGCACGACGAUCUCGAAGAAGCACUUGGUACAGACAGUGGAUUCAACGAACUUAGUGAUGAAUCUAAAUCAGCUUCCAUAUCUCCUGCAGCCACGAGUUUAACAUCACCACCGUUAAGGGUUGACUCUACUAGUAAUGAUACUAGUUGCCCGAUUGAUACUGCAGAUGAGAAGGAUGAAAUAUCCUCCACUGUCUCAAAUCUGUCAGAUUUAUCAGGCUUAUCGGACCUUUCUGGAGAGGCAGAAGUCAGUCAUCAAUGGAGAAAUGCUUCUUCAUGGAUUCAGAAACAGAUGUUGACGGGUGCCGAUCCUAGGGAUCUUCUACAUCAUCUCCUCAUGGAUUCCACCCAGAUUCCUGAACAGGUUGAUGAUCUCACUUUAUGGAAGAUUAUAAUUAACAUGAUGUCUGAACCACCAAGACGGCAAAAACUCAAGCAUAUAAAUACCUUAUCAGAUGUGGUACGAUUAAUCCGCAAUAGCAAGAAAAUUAUAGUGUUGACUGGCGCAGGCGUUAGUGUCAGUUGUGGUAUUCCUGAUUUUAGAAGUAGAGAUGGUAUUUAUUCAAGAUUAGCACAGGAUUUUCCAGAUUUACCAGACCCACAGGCUAUGUUCGACAUUAAUUAUUUUAGUCGAGAUCCCAGACCAUUUUACAAAUUUGCACGCGAGAUAUAUCCAGGGCAGUUUAAACCCAGUCCUUGUCAUAGGUUUAUCAAAAUGUUAGACAAGCAGAAGAAGCUUUUGAGAAAUUACUCGCAAAAUAUUGACACUUUGGAACAGGUCGCCGGUAUUGAAAAUGUUAUUGAAUGCCAUGGCUCCUUUGCCACCGCGUCGUGUACAAGAUGUAAAUAUCAAGUCAGAGCAAAUGACAUCAGAGAUGAUAUCUUCGCACAAAGGAUACCCACAUGUCCGAAAUGUCGCGUCAACGCGCUGCCCUCUCUGUCCGAGAUCAAUUGCAGCGAGAACUACAGAGAUUUGGUGAAGCAAGGUAUAAUGAAGCCAGAUAUUGUCUUCUUUGGUGAAGGACUUCCAGAUGCUUUCCACGACGCGAUGGCCAAAGAUAAAGACGAUUGCGACCUUCUAAUCGUUAUUGGAUCAUCCUUGAAGGUUCGGCCAGUGGCUUUGAUUCCUUCGUCCAUUCCGUCGCAUGUACCACAGAUCCUUAUUAAUCGAGAACCAUUACCACAUCUCAAGUUUGACGUUGAGCUACUGGGGGAUGGUGACAUUAUUAUAAAUCAAAUAUGCCAUUUAAUGGGCGAUACUUAUAAGGAAGUCUGUUGGUACGACAAAAUUUUGAAAGAAGUCUCGCAACUUUUACCAUUACGGUGUCUAUCCGAUGACACCUGGGAACAGAGUCAAGAUACAAGUAAUACCGAGGUAUCGCGCGACAGCGUAGAAGUUGAUUUGAAAACUCACAAUGUAUCCUCAACUGAAAGUCAGGACAGUCUCUCGAUCACUAUGACUGCAAUGUCACAACAUACAGACGACAUCAGUGUCUGUGUUUUGUUAGAUGACGAUCAUGUCCGAGCAGAAAAUCCAAAAGAGAGUCUCAAUCUUUUAGGAGAAAGUCCGAAGAGACAAUCGGGGGAUACUAGUAUAGAAAAUAGUCCUAAACGAAUGAACUUUGGUAGCGUACACGAGACAGAAGUUGUGAGUUCCACAUCACCAAUGAAAGUAAAUGUCGAAUGCAGAAUGAUUUCGUCGGAAAACAAACUUUACGUCGCAUCCACAAAAUCGAUGUCCGAAAAUCACUUGGAAGAAUGUCAGGUGGUACCGACGAUAUUGUCUCUUUCCUCAGAGGCUAUAAUAAGUGAAAACACUCUAGAGUCUCAUAAAUCGCUCAACAAGUGUCAAGAAAAAUCAAACAAAUAUGACACCGCCGCGAAUCUAGAUGCUGCCGAGUCGGACAAGACGAUACCGAAACCGAGGCAGGCGUCGGUAGAUUCCGUAUUGGAUUCCGGAAUAGGCGAUAGUUGUAACAGCAUCGAUAGCACAGAGGAAAAAUUUGAUAUAGCCGAAUUGAAGAACAGAAGAUUGGAAAGACACUGCUGGCAACCAAAGACUCGGGAGAGCCUAGCUGUCAGGCUACCAGAAAAUUCCUAUUACCAAUUGGCAGCGGGCAGGUAUAUUUUUCCUGGUGCGGAAAUUUAUUCUGAACCAGAGCAGUACGACCAAUGUUCCCUCUCGGCAAAUUCCGAGAGCACAGAUAGCGAUAGCGAUUCCUCUUCUGGAGAUGAAGAAGAAUAUGAGGAAGAAGAGACAGGUGUCGAUGAUGAUCUGUCAGAGGAUGCGCACGCCGACACCGACACUAAUGGUCAAAACAAUGGCGCAAAAAGAACAAGUAAUUCUCAUAAUGCUAAGCAACAUUGAAUUAGAGAAAGCAUCGCGUUCGGAUAUAGUAAAUAAUUUUAUUGUUAUCCUAUCGAUUUUUACUGGGAUUUGUUGCGAUUAUCCGUGUAGAAUAAUAAGUAAACGGUGCAAUUUUUUCGGUUUAGUUACGAAACAAAAUGACUUUAUUCACACUAUAAGUUCAAUUAUAUUGUAGCCCGCUACUUUCUAUAUACUUAAAUACUAGUCCAAUCUAAUAAUUCUCAAAGAUAUUUCAUCAAAUCAAUAUUGUGCUGUUAUUUAACCUUAUUGAUAAUAUAAAUAUUUUAACAUUUGGUAUUUAAACACAUUUGAUUAUAUUUAAAAGAAAGCCCAUCUGUUUUAGCUGCAGUUUAUUCCCUAAAAUGUAUCUUUUAAUGUUAAUAUGAGCAAUACAUUUUCCAAGUUGAAAUACCGAAAGGGAUAUAUGUAACACAACUAAUAAGUUUGAAAUUUUAUUAAAAUAAAGAGGAAAAAAUAACAAUUAUUUAAAAAGAUAUUAAACAAAAGGAAAUGCAUAUUUCUUAUACUAAAUACGUUAUAUUUUCAUUAUGUAUCCAAAUAAUCAGAUAAUUCAUUUUAUGGAAACUAGCCUAAAUGUAAUAGAAUUAUCACUCUAUAGUGCGGAAAAAGUCAAACUCAUUUGCAUAUUAUGCAAGCAAAGAUGUUUUUAAACACUGUUAAUUUACCAUGUGAUACUGAUUGAACUUAAAUAGUUUUUUGUUUCGUAACUGUCGAAAAUAAAACUAUAAGUUUAAGUCCUCAAUAAGUUAUGCUAUAGCGUGAGAGACACGCUUUGAUAGCAUUAAUGCAUAUGUAAGUAUGAUUGAGUGGUAUUGGCAACAAAUCUGAGGAAUAGAAUAUAAAAUUUAAUGCAAUGUGAUGAAGUUAUUUUAGGCAAUUACAGUAUGUUAAUUUAUACAUUUUUGCAUGCACACUCAGUCUUUUCAAGACAUCGAGAUUUUGCUAAUAACGACAUGAGAAACCUAGUUAAAACCGCAAAACCUAGAAUGUUAGUUUAUUUGCAGAAACGUGACAACGUAUAAAACUUGGUUAAUUCAUAGUCGAAAAAAAAAUAUAUAUUUUUUUUUUUUUCUCAAAUAGCACAAAUUGAAGAAUCUACUGAUAUACAAUUCCAUAUUUUUUCAUUUUUUUUUUUUUUUUUUUUUUUUAAUCAUGAUAACUUUGCGAUGCUCAUGAUAAUGUACAUAAAGUAUUGUUAUUCUUAUAUGUAUCGUCCUCCUAGAUUCGCAUUUUAAUGGCGUAACUGACAAUUGUCCGCAAUCCUUACGAUCCACACGAAGAUAUAGGGAAAUGAUCGAGAUUGCUUUUAGCUUACCGCACUCUACGUAAUUAUUUCUUCUCUACUGCAAAUAAUCUAUUUGAUCUAUUUCGUAUGUGUAAAAUGUACAUACUGAACCUUCAGCACGUCUCUCCUCAUUGCAGAACAAAGUGAUAAAGUGAGAAUGAGCAACAUUAGAAGACAUUACAUUUUAAUUAAGCGAUAUGUAAAUAUGAGAUUUAAUUAUAAUCAUAAUUAACAUAAAAUGGAUAAUACUCGCGGCUCGUUACGUCUAAUGUGAAAUGAAGUGGUGUUGAAGCAGUAGUGCGGGUCUAUUCUUUUUAGCUACGCUAUCUUGCGUCCUCUUCGUUCAAAAAGCACUGAGAGCAUAGAUGUUUACAUUUAAUUAAACGAAACAUAAAAUGUAAAAUGUAGUGCAAUUGGUGAACCCAUUGACGCAUUCUAUGAAAAUAAUCACAACAUUGUUAUUUUAUUAUCAUGAAUGUAGCACACUUUAACACACAUAAUACGGACGAUGUCGAAGGUGUUAAUCUAUAAUAGCUUAAAUUGCAGAAUAGUUUCUUUACGGUCCUUAUGCUGAUCGACGAUGAUAGAGAUGGCACUUUGCCCGAUGACAACAUUCGGACGAAUUAAACGUCGGUACUGCUAGGCUGAUUAAAAAUUAAUGCUGUUUAACAAUUAAACACUGAUGUCAUUAGUUUUGUUACUAUUGCAUCGCUAUUUCUGCCGUUACGAAUAGAAUUUCUAGUCUUCUUUCAUUAGAAAAAAGGAAAUGAUAAAUAAUUGCAAUUUGUGUACUUUCAUCGGAAUUGUUCUCUCUUUUUGAAACCGUGUUUUUUCCUCUUCUUGCGAAAUAAGUUUUAUAAGAAUCAUCACAUAAAUACGAUCGGAUCAGGUUUUCGAUAGAUAAGAAAAUAGUUCUGUCUUACAAAGCCUUUGUCAGCAAUCGCGUUCACUGAGCGCGUUUACCGAGAAAAAAAGUUAUUACAUGAUUAAAUUCUUAUAGUUCAAAUACUUUAUGUGUAUUUAAGUUAAAUACAUAACUUGAACUCAAGGAAUUUAAUCAAGUUGAAAAAUUUAAGUAAAUAAACUUUUUUUAGUGCUUUACAUAUUAAGUUACAUUAAUAGCUUUUCGCAUCUCAAUAGUAACGGAUAAUCGUCAUAUAGUUUGGCAAUGGACACUUUAGAUUUGUUAAGUUCAACUUUGUUUCAUUGGAGCACGGGCGAAUGUACAAAGCAAUGUUGGAUAGCUUCGCAUUGCGUGUUAUUUUUAUAUGAGCCAGAGGAAAGGUAGACUAGCGAAUUUACAAGAUUAAUACAAAGUGACGCAAUAAUCUUUGACAAGCUGUCGUUAAUAAGAAUCGUGCUGCUACUGCACAGCGUUUAACUGAAUUAUACGAAAAAAAAGGUGAAACGUGUUGAAAGAAGAAAAAAAAGUACCGAGUUUGCUACGACGUUUUGUAUGCAUGCAAAAGGAGAACGGUUCUGUCAAAGUCAUUAUUGCAAUAUAUAUCUGUAAGAAAUGGAAAAAAAUGGUUGUGUGCAAGUUUAUUACAUAUAAUUAUAAUGGACGUAAACUUACUUUGAUUCAAUGCGAUUGCAUUGUGCUAGUAAUGUUUGAAACAAGUGUGAAGCGCAUGAAAAUGUGUAAAUAUAUGCGUGAGGAGAGAAAGGAAGAAACGAGUGAACAAGCGAGCCAGAAAAAUUGAAUCGCAGAUUAAUUAAGUAUAUGUAAUACACUUCUAAUCACGCGACGUAAGAGAUUUUAUUUUUCAUUAUUCCGCUACAUGUAAAAGAAACAAGUUCUGUAGAAGAGUCGUCUCGCGAUAGAGACGACUCGGCUACGGAGGACUCGGCUGCCACCUCAAGAUAGUGUUUCGUUCCUUACAGUAAGAGACAAUUUUAUAAGAUUAAACUACGAGAAGAUUAUCUUCCGAUUUGUACAAACAGCUUUAUUUAUCACUAUGAUUUUUGCUGGAUGGCAAAAGGCAAAUUAGAUAUUACUUCGCGAAUCAUCCUUUCGUCUAUUUAUUUCAUAUACAUAUGUAUUUUUUGUAAGUGUGUGUAUUCAUGUAUAUAUAUAAAAAAAUACACACAUACACACCACACACACACACACCCCUACUAUAUUGCAUAUACGCCACGUGGUCAUCGAAUAAGCGAAUGUUCGAUUUCCUUAUAUCAUGUGCACGCGCGAUUUUACAAAUCCUUGGAAAUUUGGACUCUGUGAUUAAAUACAGCGAUUAUGUACGAUUAUUCAUCAGAUGAAUUAAUUUUUUUUUUUUAAUCAUAUACCGUCAAUGAUGUAUCAGUGUCUUAAUUUCUUUUUCAACGUUUCUACUUACUUGUUUUACUUAUGCGCCGGCUACUUAAAGGGGAGUCUAAUAUUAUGUGAUCACGAGGCAUGUCAAUCGACCGUCAUGUAAUUAUAUAUUUAUUUUAUACGAAUAUAUUUUUUUAUACGUAAAGAUGUAACGGUUAUCUGUAGUCGAUUCAGAGAGAAAGAGAGUGUGAGUGAGUGAGAAAGACAGAAAGCUGUCAACUCAUGUUUGACAAUCAAUAUCAACUUUUUCGAGCAGUACUGACUUUCUGUAUAAAAUAUGCUAUCACAUGUAAAUAUUUAUUAAUUUUACUGUACAAUGUGAAUCGUAAAUUUUAUCGCAUCAGCCAAAUUGACAGCGAAGUAAAAAGAAUUGUUAGAUUCAAAAUAUAACUUAUAACAAUAAUUAGAUAUUUACUUUCAAUGUUUCUGAGGCUGAUGCGAGAAAAUGGCUUUGGAUUUUUUAUAAUUUGUUAUUUAAUGUAAAAAAAUGACUGUUAUAAAAAUGUUCUCUAUUAAAAAUGUUGUAAGUUU